GGACGCCUGGAAGCAGCGAUCUCGGGCGGCGCCUGUGUGCGGCGGCGCGGCCCGGCUCCGGCCCCGCCGGGGCGAUGCUCCCCGGGGCGGCGGGGUGAGCCAGGCCUCGAGCACUGCGGAGGCUCGCGGGGGCCGUUCGGAGUCCCGGCCUUUCAGGCACCAGCUCGGGCGGCUUUUCGCAGCAGGAAUCCGGCCUGCCUGGGCGACCCGAUUCCUCCACCCACUGCUCUGCGACCUUCGGCGAAUGCCUGCCCUUACUGCGCCUCAGUUUCCUCGUCUGUAGAAUGGAGACGCGGUCGCCGCUCAGCCUGUGGCGCGGCCCUUAGCGGAGAGGAGAGGGAAAGGCGGGACUUCGUGCAGGUUAUGGGCUGAGCAAUGGAAACAGUCCCUCCGUGGUUCUGGGCGAGGCUCCUCUCCUGUCCCUCCCUGCCCACAUGUCUUCAUGUUUUUAAAUGGCAUUUCUUCCUCGUGGGUGCCAACUUGUCCCCAGCCACCCUCUCCCGACCAGCCAGACAGCAAACAUAAACACUACGAUGGUGUAAAUGUUACUGAGUCCCUUAAAGCAGGUCAUGGCACCGUGAGAACAAUGAGGUGCUACGUUUGCUUGUUCACAGCUUGCUCUUAAACUUAGCGUCUCCCCUGAGUGGCGGGCUGGGUAGAGGUGGCCCAUUCUGAACCCUUGCGAGUCUUCACAGCAAUCCUGACCUAUGUCCCCACAGUGACUCCACUGGCCCUGGGCAUGGCGAACCCAGUGGCGGGCAUCGCAGGCUCUGCCGCCAAGAGUGUGCGACCCUUCCGAUCCAGUGAGGCCUAUGUGGAAGCCAUGAAGGAAGACCUGGCCGAUUGGCUCAAUGCUUUGUACAGUCUAGGUCUCCCUGGCAGUGGCGAUGGCUUCCUCACGGGGCUGGCCACAGGCACAACCCUGUGCCAACAUGCCAACGCUGUCACCGAGGCUGCCCGGGCUCUGGCUGCUGCCCGUCCAACCCGAGGUGUGGCCUUCCAGGCACACAGUGUGGCGCCUGGCUCCUUCAUGGCCCGAGACAACGUGGCCUCUUUCAUCGGCUGGUGCCGGGCUGAGCUGGGCGUGCCUGAAGUGCUCAUGUUUGAGACAGAGGACCUGGUGCUACGCAAGAACGAGAAGAGCGUGGUGCUCUGCCUGCUGGAGGUUGCCCGGCGUGGGGCGCGCCUCGGCCUGCUUGCCCCGAGGCUGGUACAGUUUGAGCAGGAGAUCGAGCGGGAGCUUCGAGCUACCCCUCAGGUCUCCAGCGUCCCUGCUGCUGAAGAGGAUGUCACUGAAAUUGCCACUGUACCAGGGGUUCCCACCCGCACAGCCCGCAUGACGCCCAAUGACCUUCGAAACCUUGAUGAGCUGGUAAGGGAGAUCCUCGGCAGGUGCACCUGCCCGGACCAGUUUCCCAUGAUCAAGGUCUCCGAGGGGAAGUACCGAGUGGGAGACUCCAGCUUGCUCAUCUUCGUGAGGGUGCUGAGGAGUCACGUGAUGGUGCGAGUGGGGGGCGGCUGGGACACACUGGAGCACUACCUAGACAAGCAUGACCCUUGCCGCUGCUCGUCUUCUACCCACCGUCUGCCCCAGCAGAGGGCCGGGACUUUCUCCCCGCAGAGGGGAUCACCCACUCCUAGCCCCCGCCCCGGUAGCCCAGUCCCUGGGAGUGAGCGCCGGAGCUCUCGGCCCGAAGUAACCCCCAUCAGCCUGCGAGGCACAAAGGAGGGGCCUGAGACCCCGCUCAGGCCCCGCGAUCAGCUGCCCCCCCUUCCCCGCUCCCGCCGCUACUCUGGGGACAGUGACUCCUCAGCCUCCUCUGCUCAGAGCGGCCCCAUGGGUGCCCGCAGCGACGAUUCAGCCACUGGCUCCCGGAGGGAGCGGCCCAGCCACCGGCCGACCUCCGGUCUUCCCGCCUCCCCGAGACGGCCGACCGCGCCUCGCAGCCAGUCUCGAGACCGGCUGGACCGGGGACGGCCCCGCGUGGCCCCAGGAGGCCGAGGCGCUCAGCUAUCGACCUCCAGCCCAGCACGGCGCACCCGCAGCCAGAGCCGCGAGGAACAGGCGGUACUGAUGGUGCGCAGGGACCGAGACGGCCAGCACUCGUGGGUGGCCCGGGGCAGGGGUGGCGGGGGGUCAGGAGGUUCUGGGAGGAGUACUCCGCACACUCCUCGUGCCCUCAGCCCUGCAGCACCCCGGCCUUCCAGGGGCCCCAGUCCAGGCCCAGAGCUGGCUGCCACACCUGCCAGCAUCUUCCGCACGCCCCUGCAGCUUGACCCACAGCAGGAGCAGCAGCUGUUCAGGCGCCUGGAAGAGGAAUUCUUAGCCAAUGCCCGCGCCUUGGAGGCUGCUGCCAGCCAUACCCCCAUGGGAUCUGCCCCUGACCCUCCAGCUCCGGACUCUGCUUACUGUUCAUCCAGCUCCUCGUCUUCAUCACUCAGUGUCCUGGGUGGCAAAUGUGGCCAACCUGGGGAAUCAGGCCGCACAGCCAAUGGGCUGCCUGGGCCCCGCAGCCAAGCUCUGUCCAGUUCUUCCGAUGAGGGCAGCCCCUACCUUGCUGUAGGAGGGGCACUGGAUGCAACCAGGAGCUCUUUGGCUGGCCCAGAACCCUCACUGACCUGGGCAAGGGGGCGGAUGGACACACAACCAGACCGUAAACCCUCACGCAUACCCACACCUCGGGGACCCCGCCGCCCAUCGGGACCCAUAGAGCUCGGGGCUUGGCAUGCCCUACAUUCGGUCACCCCAAGGACCGAGCCAGAUUCUUCAAUGUGAUGGACCGGCUUAGCUGCACCCACACCCCAUUCCAUUUUCUUUGUGGCCUUAACCUACCCUUUACAUCAGGGACCCCCCUUCCAUCUCGAGCACCAGACCUCAUGGGACCAGACCCCACGGGACUACAUGGCACAAUGGGACACCUGUUGUACAUUCCGGUUUGGGGGAUGAGCAUUGCUAUUUAAUUACUAAUAUUAUUGAAUGCCUUAGAGGAGACCGGGCCAGCCCGGUGUCCAGAGGACCUGUGGUCCAGUAAGCAGAACCUCUGACAGUAAAGUAUUGCUCCAGCUCCUGUUUUUGGGGGACCGAGCCUUCAUUAUAUGUUGGGAUUCUAGAGUUAACUGCCUAGAGGCCAGACCUCAAUGCUCUGGACCUGCAUAUUCCAGAACAAGAAACCCUUAAAUUGUGCA
Messenger RNA from Mus caroli (Ryukyu mouse), 3186 nucleotides. Lineage: Eukaryota; Metazoa; Chordata; Mammalia; Rodentia; Muridae. The record is from RefSeq and is a predicted model, not a curated record.